AUGGCAGAAGGCUUGUCCAUUCGGGAUGAAGAGCGCGAAUUCCUAUCCCUUCAUGAAUGUCUAGUUGCAGAGUCCACAGAAUUGUACUUAGAUUUCUCUGGGUCAGCAGCAGAAUUCCUGCCAAAGAUCUGGAUGCCCAAAAUUGACCGGGUUGUGAAUCACCAGGCAAGUUUGACCGAAGAGGAGCUUGUGCCAAUGCAAAAUCUGGGGUUCAAAAUUUUGGACAGAGCAUAUGAAGAUGAAUCGGAAGAGGAAGACCUCUUCGACUACCAAACCAUUGAGAUAUUUGACGAUGUUGAGAUGGCAGCAAUCCUGAGAAAGGCAGCGCAAAUCAACGGACUUGACAAACUACGACGUCUGGUCGAAGAUGAUCGGAAAGCCUGA
This is a messenger RNA of Rhinocladiella mackenziei CBS 650.93, 384 nucleotides long. RefSeq lists its product as uncharacterized. The transcript has a single exon. The record is from RefSeq and is a predicted model, not a curated record. NCBI's taxonomy places the organism in Eukaryota, Fungi, Ascomycota, Eurotiomycetes, Chaetothyriales, Herpotrichiellaceae. The coding region runs from base 1 to 384 and encodes 127 amino acids.